Medioppia subpectinata is the source of this 609-nucleotide messenger RNA. NCBI's taxonomy places the organism in Eukaryota, Metazoa, Arthropoda, Arachnida, Sarcoptiformes, Oppiidae. The record is from the annotation of a GenBank genome assembly.
AUGUCCCGAUUGUCUACUGAUGGCAGUAAUGCAUUGGAUAUGACAUCGUCGGACAAAGACUUCCGGUUUAUGGCGACCAACGAUCUGAUGUCUGAACUGCAGAAAGACAACAUCAAACUGGACGACGACUGCGAGAAGAAAGUGGUUCGCAUGCUAUUGAAGCUGUUGGAGGACAAGAACGGUGAGGUCCAGAACCUGGCCGUCAAGUGUUUGGGUCCACUCGUCAACAAAGUGAAGGAAAUACAAGUGGAGACCAUUGUGGACACCCUCUGCUCCAACAUGAUCUCCAACAACGAACAGUUGCGCGACAUCUCCAGCAUUGGCCUCAAGACAGUCAUCGCCGAACUGUCGCCCAAUUCAACCGCUUUGGUCUCAACCAUAUGCAAGAAAAUCACCGGUCGUUUGGCUAAUGCUAUCUCACAGCACGACGAUAUGGGUAUACGUCUGGAGGCACUGGAAAUACUGUCAGAUCUGUUGAAUCGUUUCGGAAACCUUUUGGUUUCAUUUCACGCCAAUAUUCAGGACUCAUUGAUUCCCCAAUUGUUGUGUCAACGCCUCGCUGUCCGCAAGAGAGCCAUCACUGCAUUGAGUUAUCUAACGAUGUGUUGU